Messenger RNA from Mesoplodon densirostris (Blainville's beaked whale), 3896 nucleotides. RefSeq names its product MINDY lysine 48 deubiquitinase 2 (gene MINDY2). The record is from RefSeq and is a predicted model, not a curated record. Gene Ontology annotation, biological process: protein K48-linked deubiquitination. Gene Ontology annotation, molecular function: K48-linked deubiquitinase activity; cysteine-type deubiquitinase activity; cysteine-type carboxypeptidase activity. NCBI's taxonomy places the organism in Eukaryota, Metazoa, Chordata, Mammalia, Artiodactyla, Ziphiidae. The transcript is spliced from 9 exons. Bases 113 to 1984 code for a protein of 623 amino acids. Gene Ontology annotation, cellular component: cytosol; cell periphery.
CCCAGGCCGCGCAAGGGCGCUGUAGCUGCCAGUGCCGCUGUCAUGGCGUCUGAGGCGCUGUCUGAGGAGAACCCGCCGCGGUCUCUUUAGAGCGAGGGGCGGGCGGCUGGGUAUGGAGAGCGGCCCCGAGAGCCUGCAGCCGCUAGAACACGGAGUGGCCGCCGGCCCGGCGCCAGGGACAGGUUCUCCGCAGGAAGGGCGACAGGAGACCAGGCUCGCCGCUGGGUAUGGUCCUGGAGUAUGGGCGGCGGAGAGCAGCGGCGGGAAGGGGCAGGGGGCGGCAGCCGCCGGGAGGAGCCUCUCGGACUCGGCUUCUCCCGCCGGCUCGCCUCGGGUUCUCGUACCCUGCAGCUCCCUCCCGGGCUUGGACUUGAAGGGGAGCGAUUUGGAGAGUCCUGCUGCCCAGAAGGCGCCUCUGACAGGGCAGCACAAGGUGACCGCCUCCCCGGAGGCAGCUGAGGCCGGAGCCGACCAUGAGUUGGGUCCGGCCGGAGACGCGGGCGCCCUCGCGGAUCCCGCCGGCACCUGCCAGGCAGAGUCGGCGGCCGCGGGCUCCGAGGAGCCCAGCAGCGGCGGCGGCCUCAGCAGCAGUUGCAGCGACCCGAGCCCUCCCGGGGAAUCGCCGAGCCUGGACUCCUUGGAGUCGUUCUCUAACCUGCAUUCUUUCCCAAGUAGCUCCGAGUUCAAUAGUGAGGAAGGAGCUGAGAACAGGGUCCCCGAGGAGGAGGAGGGCGCGGCGGUGUUGCCCCGGGCUGUGCCUCUGUGCCGAGAGGAGGAGCAGGAGGAGGGGGAGGCAGCCCAGGUGCUGGCGGCCUCCAAGGAACGCUUCCCGGGACAAUCUGUUUAUCAUAUCAAGUGGAUCCAGUGGAAGGAAGAGAACACACCCAUCAUCACGCAGAAUGAGAAUGGCCCCUGCCCUUUACUGGCCAUCCUCAAUGUUUUGCUUCUGGCCUGGAAGGUGAAACUUCCACCGAUGAUGGAAAUCAUAACUGCUGAACAGCUGAUGGAAUAUUUAGGAGAUUACAUGCUUGAUACAAAGCCAAAAGAAAUUUCAGAAAUUCAACGUUUAAACUAUGAGCAGAAUAUGAGUGAUGCUAUGGCAGUACUGCACAAACUACAGACAGGCUUGGAUGUAAAUGUAAAAUUCACUGGUGUUCGAGUGUUUGAAUAUACACCAGAAUGCAUAGUAUUUGAUCUUCUUGAUAUUCCUCUGUACCAUGGAUGGCUAGUGGACCCUCAGAUUGAUGACAUUGUAAAAGCUGUUGGUAACUGCAGCUACAACCAGCUAGUGGAGAAGAUCAUCUCUUGUAAGCAGUCAGACAACAGUGAGCUGGUUAGUGAAGGCUUUGUAGCUGAGCAGUUUCUAAAUAACACAGCCACUCAACUGACAUACCAUGGAUUAUGUGAACUAACUUCAACGGUUCAGGAAGGAGAACUUUGUGUGUUCUUUCGGAAUAAUCAUUUUAGCACCAUGACCAAAUACAAGGGUCUACUGUAUUUGCUGGUAACAGACCAGGGGUUUCUCACUGAAGAAAAAGUUGUUUGGGAAAGCCUACACAAUGUCGAUGGUGAUGGAAAUUUCUGUGACUCAGAAUUUCAUCUGCGGCCACCUUCUGAUCCUGAAACCGUAUACAGAGGACAACAAGAUCAGAUAGAUCAGGACUAUCUUAUGGCAUUAUCUCUACAACAAGAACAGCAGAGCCAAGAGAUCAAUUGGGAACAAAUACCUGAAGGAAUCAGUGAUUUGGAACUAGCAAAGAAACUCCAAGAAGAAGAGGAUAGACGAGCUUCUCAGUAUUACCAGGAACAGGAACAAGCGGCAGCAGCUGCUGCUUCUGCUUCUACACAGGCCCAGCAAAGCCAGCCAGCACAAGCCUCUCCAUCGAGUGGCAGACAAUCUGGGAAUAGUGAACGUAAACGAAAGGAACCUCGAGAAAAAGAUAAAGAAAAAGAAAAGGAAAAAAAUAGCUGUGUCAUUUUGUAACAAGUGUGGAUCUUGUUGGAACCAUCUGUAUGUCUUCAGAAACAAAACCAUAGGAGGAAAGGAAGAAAAACCGAUAAAUACCGUCUGUGCCUGAUUUCCCAAUGGAUUUUGUUCAUGUUUUUCAGGGGAAAGGUUGUUACUUAGUUACAAUCAGACUUUUUCAAGUCACACAGUACACUCUUUAUGAGCUGGAGUUUCAUGUUACAAGUUGAAAAUGCUGUGUGUUGUCAUUCAUGAAAAAUAAUACACUUGUAGCCAAAUAAGCAAAUCACAGCAAAUUUGUGUCAUAGUGACAUUCAUAACUCAUAUCAGUUAGUAAGCUAUUUCAUCUUCUGUUCUAACAAUGAAUAGUAUUCAUUGUUUCCUUCCUCAAAUCUAAAUAUUAGCACAAUAAUUUCUGAAAUUAAUUUUUACAAUGUUAAAUUAUGAUCUAAUCCAUGAGAAACCAGGGGUUUAAUAUAGAUUUAAAAAGAAAAGAAAAGACAAAAAUAACAAGAGUAAAUAACCCUCAAUUGUAUAUUGGACUAGUUCAGCCCUUGAACAGCUUUACCUUUCUUUAGGAAUGUACAUUUUAGAUAUAUCUUGAGAACUGAUAAUGGAGCUUGGAUUUAAUUUAGAUAGAAAAAAAAAGAUUUGUAUUUCUUUUCCAAUUAAAAAAAAUUACAUAACACCAAUACUCAUCAAAAUCAAAUCUUAAUAACUUUGUAGUGUUAUAAAAUUUGAGGAAUUUUGAAAUCUUUAAUAAAGGUUACUUGGACCACAGUUACUAUUUAUUGUGUGAUAAGUGAGUAUAAAGAGGAAACCAUGUGGAUGCUAGGCCUUGUAAAUAUGGAGAUGUAGAAAUAGAAAAGGAGAUAGUUCAGUGUCUACCUUUUUCUAGAAUUACCUUGAACCUUAAAUUUUAAAUCAUGUUUAUUUUCUAGAAAAUUAAGUAUACUUAUUAAAACCAACAAAAAAGCACAUUUUUGAAAGGAUGUUAGAUAAUCUCUCAGUCUAGUGGAAAAGCAUUAGUAAAAAAUCUGUUUGAGGAUAAGAAUCUGGAGGAAUUUAUGUAGAAGCAAUCAGAUUAUUCUAACUUAUGAGAACCAAAUAAACCUAUAACAUAGUGUUUCUAGGAUUCAGAAAGAAUAUUUAUUGAACUUUAUUAUGAGGCAACACAUAUUUUCCUGUAUUUCUAUAGUUUGGAAAACUAUCCUUAAUAGUCCUUUUUAUAUGCUUUAUAUUUAAAAGUUUGUUUUAGUCAUUUUUGAAAAGACUAUUGCUGCUGCAAGUAGUUACGUGAUUUACAUUCUAAGCCUCAGUAAAUUUGUUUGUUCAAGAGCAUCUUAAUCUAACCUGAGCAUCCACUUGGAGAAUGCUUUUUGUGGUCUGGGGUGACAAAAGACUACAAAAAAAAUGUGGUCUUGAUUUCUUAAGCUAUGUCCUUAACAUUCUCCGUGAUCCAGGACCAGAUAUAAGAUAAAUCUAUAUGUAAAAAGUAAAGUCUUAUUUAUGGAAGAAAUUAUUCUAAGGGAAAUAUCCAGGGUCAAGCUGUAUCUUUUACAUCCUUCUAUAUUGCAUGUCUGUUUAUGUUAUACCAUUUGUUAUUCCUUCAAAUUUCAUAUGCUAGCAUGAUAAGUCAUCAGAGAACCUGUUUGGGGUAUAAAACUUUCAUACAAAAUAUUUGGUUAGUCUCUUGAUAAUAACCCAGAAUAUGUGUAUAUUGCUAAAGUAAUCAAAUGUACUACAGAAUUCUCUAUUGGCUCAAACAAGUUGACUUUUAGGCCAAGUUUAUUCUUGAUAUCACUCUAUUGGUUAAAGGAGGAAACUCAAACCUCAGGGUUUGUUUUUCCCAGAACAGAUAGUAGUGACAGUGCAUUAUAUUUUAUUAAGAAGCAAAACAAUAAAUCCUGAGAAAUGUUAAAAAACAUAU